GGCGCUCGUCCACGCGAACAUUGUGGCGCUGGUAGGUUUCAUUUGCUGCGUGACGUUGUUGGGUUUUGUUUUUGCAAAACGUGUCGUUAUAAAGGCAGGGGGCAAAGACGGGCUAGUAAACAGUGCAGAAGACACACGCACAUGCUAAUAUCUGGUACUAAACUGGUAAGCAGAUUUGUCCAGAAGAUCCGCCGCCCUUUCAAUCACAGACAGUUUUUCAGCAGCAAAAUGCAGGAACAGGCACUGGAGAGAGCUGAAGGCUCACUGGCCUUCUCCUUUCUGGAUGAUGAGGCGAGCAUUGAGGUGUACAGGGAGUCCCGAACCCUCUUCAUAAUGAGGGGGCUGCCAGGCAGUGGAAAGAGCACCCUGGCCAGCACCAUCGCGGGGAAGUACGAAGACGUCUGCAGAGUGAUCUCGGCCGAUCAGAAGAUCCGGCCUGAGGUGAGCGCCACCCUCCCGGAGGAAUACAAAGCGCUGGACGAGGAGGUGGCGCGUUGCUGCGAGGAGGGCAUUGCCAUGGUCGUGAUUGACGACACCAACCACCAACAGGAGCGGCUGGAGAAGCUCUUCGAACUCGCCAGCGAAUACCAGUACUUGGCCCACCUUGUUGAGCCCAAGACUCCGUGGAAGAACGACUUGGACGUGCUGGAGAAGAAGAACCAGUGGAAGCUGCCCCAGUCGGAGCUGAAGAACUUGAAGGGAAGCUUGGAGGAGGCGGUCUACCCUCUCUACUAUGGCUGGUUCUUGUCUCACAAGAGUCAGAUUUACACCGAGGAGAAAAACAAGAAGUUCCUGAAAACGCUAGAAGAGCUUGAUGAAUUUAAGGAGCAUUGGGGUGAUUUUGGUGAGACCGUUUCUGAGACUGGAAUAAACUUGGAGGAGUAUUUUAAAAGAAAGGGGAUCUUGCACUGCACUACCAAAUUCUCUGACUACGGGAAAGUGACGGGAACACAACAGUACGCGGAACUAGAGGCUGUGAAGGAAUUCUACUGCUCGGCCUUUGGUCUGCACAUAACAGGCUUUUUUGUCACGCCCAGAACCACUGGUGCCCGCAUCCAACUGACCAACAAGCAGCUGGAGUUGUGGCCAGCCGACUCGGAGAAGGAGGCUAUGCCCUCGGAAGAUCUACCCCGUGGCAGCCGUGCGCACAUCACCAUGGGCUGUGCCAAGGACGUGGAGCCCUUGCAGACUGGCUUAGACCUGCUGGAGUUCGUCAAGCUGGAAAAGGAAGGCGAUCAGGGCCUGGUCGUGAAGGACACCGACCAGGGGAAGCUGCGCUACUUUGGCAAAGGCAUGUGGAUGCUGGAAUUGUCCGAAAAGGUGACGGUGAAAACCAUAUUCGGUGGGUUUUACCCGAAGGAAAAGAAGGGGAAGGAGGGAGAAGAGAAAGCAGUGGAGGAGAACAAGGAGGGAGAAGAGAAAAAGGAUUCAAAAGAGAACCAGCAGGAGGUGAAACCAACUGAAGGGAAAAAAAAGGGAAAAUGUACCAUUAUAUGAAACCCUUCUGCCUUGGGGGUUUGUAAGUUUUUUGUUUUUGUUUUUUUUUCCCCUCGAUCCACAGUUAAGCCACCCAGAGGGACUUAAUAUACUGUUUAUCUUUUACAUGCAGUUUGGGGGUAGGGCAUUAUAUACUGUAUGCCAUAAAUCAUUUAGUUCCCUCUGUUCAAAUACCAUUUGUUCUGUACAAAUCACAGCUCAAUUUCAUAUCGGCAUAAACUAAACCAACAGCACAUUUUCGGUAUGGAUUGCUUUAUUCUGAAUUACUUUUAGGUUGCAUACUUUUAUUUUUUAUAAUGUGUGUGUGUUUGCUGUGGUCUUCUUAUGCUGUCGUGAUAUUGUAUAAUGUGAUAGAACUACAGCAGUUGAAUGCAAACCUAUUAUUUCAAGGCUUCAAUACCAGUUUGACUGGAAUUGUGUGAGAAACAAGUUUUUAAUUCUAGCUCCUGCAGAAAAAGGUUGUUUCUGAUUUUUUCGCAGUGGUGCAGCUGGAGAAAAUAAAAUGCAGUGGCAUGUGUAUGUGAACAAGGCUGAAUACAAUUGAAUCCUCUUCCAAGCGCUUUAGCGGUUUAGAUUUUCUUGUGCCAAGAAUACUAAAGCACUUAGUAUAGUACAGCACACCAUUCCAUAAUUUGAUUACAGCUUUUGUAUUCUGCUUCCCGAGUAUUGUUUGCUAUUGAGACUUAUUAAAUGAUAUUGAUUCUGUGCUUCACUGCAUUGCUCCCAACAUAAAAGAUUCUGCAGCUAAUGUGGUUAAUCUAUGUGCCAAAUAUAACAUGGUAACGGUAAAGGUGGCUGCUUGUAAUAAAACUAUACAUGAAAAUGCUUGUUAACGGUACAAAAUAAUAAUAAAAAAAAACAAAAAACAAAUAAAAUUAGCUUGCUCUAAGCUGUGUAAGAUUAAAGCUAUGUGGCACAACUGUUUUAGAGAGUAGGCGUUAGCUGAGCCUUUGUAUGGAACGUCUCUGAUGGAGAUGUGGGGGUGAGCAGGUGUUUCCUGGUGACUUUUUCUGCAACAUUGCAUGUGUGUAAAAUGCUGUGAGCUGCAAAACAUCUUUGUAUUAAAUUAAACUUUAAAUAAAUAUUGUAGUGUGUUUUUUUGGAUGUUUUAUGUAUGUGCCAAUCUAGAACAGCAAAUGCCUGUGCUGUGUUUUUUUUUUUUUUUCCCCUACAAGUUUCAACAGGUGAACAGUGUACAAAUCCGUAUGUGAAAACAAAAGCAGAAUUUAAAAUGAAUACAAAAGCAGGUGUUUUAAUAAAAUGGGAUUGUAAAACUAAAACAUAAUUAUAACCUGCAGAGGAAAAAUUCUGGCUGGUGAGGCUGUGAUCCAGAAAUGGGCAUUACAGGGUUUAGAAACACUAAUAGAUGCACUGUUCCAAAAAAGUAUAUCAGGUGUGUUUAUUAUGCAUGAUUUUAAUAGUGCCCUCUGGUGGUAGUUGUAGACUUUCGUUGCACAUCCUUUGAUGUCUUCACCUAGCACCUCUCUGCAUGUGAAUGCAUUUUACCUAGUAGCUGCACCUAAUUAACAGCAAAUUCAUUUAUAUUCUAUUACUGUAAUUUGUUUUGGAACUGCAUGUGAUUUCAGUCUGACAAAAACCAAGAACAGUAUUCUAAAGAGAACUAGUUUAAAUUUAGUUUGACUUGGCACAGUUGACUGGAAAAUAAAGCAUAAUUUCACAGUAAUUCAAGAACUAUACACUGCAGACAAGAUUUGUUUUCUCCUUAUUUUAAUGUACUUUUUUCCUUUUACAUUAGUUACAUUUCAAGAGGUACAGACAGGCUCUUUAUCCUUGGCACACGAUGUAACAUUUUAAUAAUAAAUUCAAACCAUGCAAUGAUAUUCAGGCACAGCUGGGGAUCCAAUUGCGGUUUUAUGGGCUACACAUUACAGUAGAUUCUAGAAGACCUGAACUAACAAGCUCUGUAUUAAGAAGCUGGCUAUAUGGAAUCACAGGGGAACAGGUACAUCAUCUGAGCACUGAAAGUGGUGUAUGGCUGUACACCUGGUUCACACCACACUCAAUGCAUGACGCAUUAUACAUUUACUGUGAAAAGGGCAAGUAUAGUAUGGUAAUUACUCUAAAUAAGCACACUUAGCAGUCUACAAUGUGUAUUAUAAAAGGUCAAGUAGUCUAACUAGCUGUUAUGAAAGAUCUGACAAUGUGCAUUAUGCAGUGUUAACUGAAGCAAUUAAGCUUUUUCGAUAACAUGUCAAGUUAAUCAAUGAAACUUCAUUCUUCUAAGUUUCUGAUUAGUUUCCCAGGUCAUUGUAACCAAGAGCCUCCAGGUUUUAAAGCCAAACUAUGUACCUUGGAUACUGGACAACCAAUUUUGUCACAUGCAUUAAACCUGUCCUUAAAAACCUGCUGGCAACAAGUUAUAAUGGGAAUGCAGAGGUUGAAUUACAACAAGGUGCAUCAUAUUCUGUGGUUAAUUUUCCUUUCGUCUACAGCAAGUGUAUGUGUUCAAGUUUACUAAAUUAAUUUUUUAGCUUAGCUGUAAUUACUUGAAUAUAGUUUACUCAAAAUUCUUUAUAAAUGUUUAAAGUACAGUUAACUUCUUUUACUGUACACUUACAGAAAUGCAUAAUCCACCUGUGCCGUGAACAAAAGGGAAUAUGAAACCGUAACCCUGGUUCUAUCCAAGUAAUUAACGUCAAAAGAUGAUUCACGAGGACGGGUUUUCUGUACAAAUGUAAGAAAUGUAUCAUGACAAUGAAGUGAGAAUCACUGUGGAGUAUGAGUUGUUUAGCACAUGUAGUCAACCCUCAUGUUAAAUCGAGAACUGACUAGGUUUUGCUCCCAUGUACUUCCUUAUCAAAAUUGUGUCACACAUAUGAUCAGGCGCCAGCAAUCAGGCACAUGCUAAAAUUGAGUUGAAGUAGUCUGUUCUGUUCCUGCAAGCACUCUGUGAAAGAUCAACCGCUGAACAAAACAUUUUUCUUCCUAUAAGCACUAUUAUCGACACCUGCUUUCCAGUCACGCAUCUCAUCAAGCUAAUUACAAAAAGGGCUCUUCGGAAAUGUAUACUUGCAUACAGCCUUUUAAUUUUUUUUUUUUUAAAGCACAUACAAAAAAGCAACCACAAUUUAAUUAUAUCACAAUUAAGUUAGAAACGUGCUAUGUGUUGCACACUAAUGCAGCCAAUCCCCAUACUUGAUUGCCAGAAAGGUUGUAAUUUAUUAACUUGAAUUCCUAUAAACAAGAGUAUAAUUGGUUACCAGGUCCUAUUAAGAGCACAAUAUACUAAGCCAGGGGGAAUAAUCAUUAUAAAAUUGAUUUUUUCCACAGCUCAGUCAUUGCAGUACUUUGCUGAGCAUUUGCUAAGAUAUUUCAACCAAGGGAAACUUUGUGGUAUGGGAGAGAGUAGGCACUUUGCCCAGUUUAAUAGCUUCAGUCAGAAAUGUAAAUCACAAGAUAUUAUUUUAAUCAUUAUCUAGGACACUAAAUGCAUGUUAAAAACACAAGGUUAGUGAAAGGAUACCAUUAUCAGGAUCACAAAACAUAACUAUAAACAAAGCAGUGUGAUUCCCUAAGGAUGUCCAUUCAGUUUAUAUGUAUUUACAACACCAUGGAAGAGACAAUGUACAAUAAAGAAAAAAAAAAGGAUUUAAUUAUUAACUAGCUGCCUUCUGCAUCUGGACCAAGUUAUAGAAUAACAAUGGUAUGGAUUAAUUAAUUUGGUACUAAAAGAGUGCAUCAUGGUACUAUUUUGAUCAAUACUUGGCACACCAAAUUUUGCAAGCACUCAAAAAGUACCAUUUCACCAGCCAGAAAUGUUCACUCUCCCCUAUUCAAGGCAAUACAUUUAAACGUGAAAACUACAUGCAGCGCUCGUCACAAUAUAUCAAGACAUUAAAUCCUUUCUUUUGAGUUUUGCACCUACCACUUACAAUUAAUUCAUAUCAUGAACUCAAAACAACAAUGAUCUUAGAUAAAAAAAAAUAAAAACAAAACAGCAGGCUACUUUAUUUACAAAUUAACAUAGGUUAUCAUUUUUCAUCUGUGCUUUUUCUCAAGACAUUUUCUCCUUUAAGAAUGUUUUAUUGAUUUAUUUUUUAAAAGCUAGGAGCAACAGACUUCAAAUACGUUUGUGACUUUACAAUAAAUUAGAAUGAAAAGACAUUCCUGCAAAAUGUUCUACGUACUGAUGAGGAGAGAAGAGAUGGAAGCAUAUCAUAUACUGCACUUUUAUGAUGACCAUUAAAAUAUAUUGCAGUUCUAAUGCAGGCUACAUGUACAGAACUUUAAUGAUUAUUCUUACUACCCUAGCAUAACCAUAAGUACAUUAGAUACAAUCUCAAAACAACUUAAAACGUGGCGUUUUCAGAUAUCAGAACUAACAUUUCCACACACUUGCCUGAAUAAUUUCUACAUGAAAGUUUUUUUUUUCCUUUAUCUAUCCAAAGUCAGCACUAAGUACAUUGACAACCUACACAUUUCUUCACAAUCUUUAUAAAGCAGCCUCAGAAAGGUCAGCAUUUAAACGCUGUGCACCGAUUCGGAUUGCAUUAACAUUUAAAAGAUGUAGGAGCCUCUUAAUGGGGGAGGGGGAGGAAUGAGUAUAAUAUUGAUGUUCGAGACCCCCCCCAAAAAAGUGAGCAUUUAGGCUUCUGUCUUCCAAUUAAAAAAAAAAAAAAGUCCGAUCACAAAAACCCUGAUUCCUAGUCAAGCUUUUUUUUUUUUUUUUUU
Polyodon spathula (Mississippi paddlefish) is the source of this 6189-nucleotide messenger RNA. RefSeq names its product 2',3'-cyclic-nucleotide 3'-phosphodiesterase-like. The transcript is spliced from 4 exons. Gene Ontology annotation, cellular component: cytoplasm; membrane. Lineage: Eukaryota; Metazoa; Chordata; Actinopteri; Acipenseriformes; Polyodontidae. Gene Ontology annotation, molecular function: 2',3'-cyclic-nucleotide 3'-phosphodiesterase activity. Gene Ontology annotation, biological process: cyclic nucleotide catabolic process. The coding region runs from base 142 to 1497 and encodes 451 amino acids. The record is from RefSeq and is a predicted model, not a curated record.